AUGUUGGUGGACGGUGGGGCCGGGUUGAAUCUGAUUUCCCCGGCAGUCAUCAGCAAACUUCAAAUAGCAGAAGAUGAGUUGAAGACCACCGACAUGUUUCAAGGAGUUAAUCCCGGCAGGAGUCAUUCUAAGGGAAAGAUUACAUUGUCGGUGACAUUUGCGGGAGAGCUGAACUACCAGACUGAGAAGAUUGUGUUUGAUGUGGUUGACCUCCCGCUGCCAUACAAUGAGAUUCUUGGACGCCCAGCCCUAGCUAAAUUCAUGGUGGCAUCCCACUAUGCCUACAACACUUUGAAGAUGCAUGGUCCUGUGGGAGUCAUUACCAUCCCAUCAGAUGAGAAGGAUGCAAUCAUUUGCAUGGACAAGAUGUAUUGGGACGCAGUCGCGGCAGAUGCAGCGGCAGUAGCAGUUCCUGCCAAGGAGGACAGAGGAAAGAAGAAAGGUAUCUAG
Molecule: messenger RNA, 450 nt
Organism: Aegilops tauschii subsp. strangulata
Lineage: Eukaryota; Viridiplantae; Streptophyta; Magnoliopsida; Poales; Poaceae
Source: RefSeq, a predicted model, not a curated record